GGCUACACUCACCUCGUCUCUUCAUCGUACGCCGAAGCAAACUUUUGCUCAAUGGCUACCGCUGCUGUAAUGACAAACGGUUAUGCAACAUCUGGCGAUUGGCAGGAACGCUACUAUCAUGUAGAUCAGAUCCUCGACAGACCAGGUCCCCGCACAGAUCCCUCCUUCGCCGCUGGUGACGAGGUCAAGGACUUUUUGAGGAAUAAAUGCAAGAUUCUUGUCAUCGGUGCGGGUGGCUUGGGCUGCGAGAUUCUCGCGAACCUCGCCUUGUCUGGUUUCAAGGACAUCCAUGUCAUUGACAUGGAUACCAUUGACAUCAGUAAUCUCAAUCGACAGUUCCUCUUCAGGCCGAAAGACGUCGGCAAGCCGAAGGCGAUUGUCGCUGCUGAAUUUAUAAUGAACCGUGUGCCAGGCGUCAAAGUCACUCCAUAUUAUGGCAAGAUCCAGGACAAAGAUGAUGAUUAUUACCUGCAGUUCAACCUCGUCAUUUGUGGUCUGGAUUCGGUAGAAGCUCGGCGAUGGAUCAACGCCACUCUCGUCAACCUAGUGGAUCCUGAGAACCCAGAGAGUCUGAAGCCUCUGAUUGAUGGUGGCACAGAAGGGUUCAAGGGCCAGGCUCGAGUAAUUCUCCCAACCAUUUCCUCAUGCUAUGAAUGCUCCCUGGACAUGCUUAAUAAACCUACCGCCUUCCCGAUCUGCACAAUCGCCAACACGCCACGUCUGCCCGAACACUGCAUAGAGUGGGCAUCGGUACUACAGUGGCCGCGUGUCUUCGGAGAUAAAAAGCUGGACACGGAUGAUCCGGAGCAUAUCGGCUGGCUGUACAAAAUGGCUCUGGCACGAGCGCAGGAAUUCAAGAUAGAAGGAGUGACAUGGUCCUUGACGCAAGGUGUCGUCAAGAACAUCAUUCCUGCGAUCGCUUCCACGAAUGCCAUCAUCGCAGCUUCGUGCUGUAACGAGGCAUUCAAGAUCGCCACGAGCUCUGCGGCGUACCUGAACAACUAUUUCAUGCUGAUCGGCACUGAUGGCGUCUACUCCUACACCUUCGAGCACGAGAGGCGGAAGGAUUGUCCUGUGUGCGGUGGAGAUGCACUCGACAUUUCCGUCAGCAAGGAGUGGACCGUCGACCGACUAAUUGAAAUGCUGGUUGAGAGGCAGGACGUUCAAGUGAAGAAGCCCUCUCUCUCCACCGCGACCAAGCAAAUUUACUUCCAAGCACCCCCGCAGCUCGAGGAACUCACGCGCCCCAACCUGGAGAAGAAGGUAUCCGAGCUAGUGGAGGAUGGCGACUUUAUCACGGUGACGGCAUCAAGCCUGCCGUUCAACUUGACUUUGCGAGUGAAAUACAUCUAGAACGCUGCUGUAGAGUUGUUGUGCAUAUCCUGUAGCAUCCAUUUGCGCAUACCCUGCAAAGGCUCCGCGUCUGUGCUGAACGCAUCUCAUACUGACGGGCGUAUCUUGGGGGUUCGAUUCCCGUCACGGACUAGCUGCGGCUGCGGUUUCUGGAGUGGGUCGUGCAUAUGCAUGUGUGCCAGUUUGUCGACAGCUUGCGAGCACCAUGACACAGCUUACCAGGAGCUAUCUCCGUUCUACUAUACGUCUGCUAUGCUAUGUCCGUGGGGACCUAGAUACAGCACGCUAAACUUACUUCGCCUCUUACUUCGGUAGUCCUGCGCCAAAUCUGUUAUCUCAC
This is a messenger RNA of Laetiporus sulphureus 93-53, 1693 nucleotides long. RefSeq lists its product as uncharacterized. The transcript is spliced from 8 exons. Gene Ontology annotation, molecular function: NEDD8 activating enzyme activity. The record is from RefSeq and is a predicted model, not a curated record. Bases 52 to 1353 code for a protein of 433 amino acids. Lineage: Eukaryota; Fungi; Basidiomycota; Agaricomycetes; Polyporales; Laetiporaceae. Gene Ontology annotation, biological process: protein neddylation. Gene Ontology annotation, cellular component: nucleus; cytoplasm.